Archocentrus centrarchus (flier cichlid) is the source of this 4160-nucleotide messenger RNA. RefSeq names its product GRB2-associated binding protein 1 (gene gab1). The transcript is spliced from 13 exons. The record is from RefSeq and is a predicted model, not a curated record. Gene Ontology annotation, cellular component: cytoplasm. Gene Ontology annotation, molecular function: signaling adaptor activity. Gene Ontology annotation, biological process: signal transduction. The coding region runs from base 1 to 2343 and encodes 780 amino acids. NCBI's taxonomy places the organism in Eukaryota, Metazoa, Chordata, Actinopteri, Cichliformes, Cichlidae.
AUGGUGUUUGCAGCACACGAUAAAGUCAAAAGGCGCAAACAACAACAAAAACAACGCUUCACUAUCCAGUUCACCAUCCUUAAAUACAACAGAAUAUUAGUGAAAUACUGCAAUGCAACUUUCUACUACAGAUAUGCAGCUUGCAAGGCAUGGAAGAAGCGGUGGUUUGUUCUUCGCAGUGGCCGUCUGACGGGCGACCCAGACGUAUUGGAGUACUACAAGAAUGACCAUGCCAAGAAGCCCAUUCGUGUGAUUGACCUCAACUUGUGUGAACAGGUGGAUGCUGGUCUGACCUUCAGCAAGAAAGAUUUGGAGAACAGCUACAUAUUUGACAUCAAGACCUUCGACCGCAUCUUUUACCUGGUGGCUGACACAGAAGACGAGAUGAAUAAGUGGGUUCGCCACAUCUGCGAUAUUUGUGGUUUUAACCCCACCGAUGAUGAUGCAGGAAAAGCUGCUCACCAGUCCACCGUGGGACUGGUGGUGGAAACCGCUCCACACCCAGCUCUGGGCAGCAUUGUUGGUUCAGGAGUGCUGUCCAGCGUGCCACCUCCUUACCAGCCAGUCAGUGUGCGACACCUGGACUCACAGUCCAGUUCAGAGGAGCCCCAGGAUUACCUGUGGCUUGCCAACUGUGAGAGCAAAAAGCCUGAACCCAACAGAGCCCAUGCUGAGUGCUCCAAGUCUACCUCUUCAGAGACAGACCUGAAUGACAACCUCCCGUCUCACCGCACGCCUACAUCCUCCACUUCCUCGGCUAAACACACCUCACACAAUGGCUUCUUCCCACAGCACUCGACUCCUGCGUCCGCCCCUUCCAUCUAUGACUCGCCUCCAUCACGUGGUGCCUCACUCUCAACUGACAGUGGCUUUUAUCAUCUUCCUCGCAGCUACUCCCAGGACACUGUGCUGCUCCCCAAGUCAGCCUCCUCUCCCCCGGCUCAUCCAGACAGCGGGGAUGCCUCUGAGCUUUAUGUGUUCAACACGCCGGCACGGAAACCUUCAGUGGAGACACAGAUGCGCAACCUUUCUAUCAGUUAUGACAUCCCUCCCACACCCGGUGCAAACUGUACCUACCAAGUGCCCCGCACAGUAUCAACGACAGGGGUGGGAGGCUCAGAAAGUGGGGGAGAUGUAGUGCCUCCUCCCAGACCGCCCAAACCUUCCCUCAGUUCCACCUCAGGACCCCCGCCACCUCCUGCAGAGCGCUCACCUACAGACACCUAUAGUGUGCCUCGAUCGGCCUCAGAGACAGAUGGAAACUACUGUGUGCCUACUAGUGCUGGGAGUAAGGCUUUACGCAGCAACACUAUUGGCACUGUGGACUGUUCACGCGUCCGCAAAGAUUUUGGAUCCCAGGACUGCUAUGACAUUCCGAGAUCACUCCCUUCUGACAAAAGCUGCUCGUUUGACUUCAAUGAAAGCUUCAACACCUAUUUUAAAAGCAAAGGAAUGAUGCCAGUGAGUAGCCAUUCUACAGAAGAGGUCGACCAAAACUACGUGCCUAUGAGUGCCAACUCGCCAUCACAUCAUCACUCAGGCAGUUUGCCAGAGCCGAUGCAUGAAACCAACUAUGUCCCCAUGACCCCAAGUACUAUGGAGUUUUCCUCCCUGGGAAAACAGGUUCCUCCACCUGCUCACAUGGGAUUCCGCUCAAGUCCAAAGACCCCUCCCCGCAGGCCGUUGCUCAGUGACUGCCAGCCCCCACCCGUGGACCGAAAUCUCAAGCCUGAUCGCAAAGGUCACAGUCCUAAAAUAAUAAGAGCAAAAGGUGUCGGUUUAGAGCGAACAGACUCUCAAACCGUAGGUGAAUUCCCAAGGGGACGACGCAAGGGAAAACCUGCUCCACUAGAGAUCAAACCAGUGCCAGAAUGGGAUGAGCCGUGCACACCUGUCCGCUCGCCUGUGACGCGGUCGUUUGCUCGAGAUCUCUCUAGGUUUCCAAUGCCAGCGAGACCCCCGUCAGUGCAUAGCACGGCCUCCAGCACUGACUCCGAGGACUCUACUGAACCGAAUUAUGUAGCCAUGAACCCUAAUAUGUCCACAGAUGAAGCAAUCACGAAGCUUGCUCCGCCCAUGAAUGCUGACGGUGGGAGUAGCCCUGUGGUCAAACCGAAGGGAGACAAACAGGUAGAAUACCUGGACUUGGAUCUCGAUUCCGGCAAGUCUACCCCACCUAGGAAGAUGAAAAGCAAUGGAACUGGCAUCACAGCAUCAGACGAGCGUGUUGACUACGUAGUUGUGGACCAGCAGCGGACACAGGCCCUUAAGAGCACCCGGGAAGCCUGGAGCGAUGGCCGCCAAUCCACAGAGACAGAUACCCCCUCUAAAGGACCCAAGUGACCCUGUUGUCCCAACAACCUAAACCACCAAACUGCCAGACCUUCCACACUAGUGCUGGUUCUGAUUUGUACUUUGGGACAAUCCAACUGUCCCAUUCCACCUUAACAAGAUCCCUAGUGUGUAAGAGCCAGUGGAGCGUCAUAGCCACUCAACUUUCUUUCGUUUACACUGCUGUUGGGCUUAAAGGAGUACUGUGUGUACAGUUGUAGAAAGGGGUGUGGGCCAGGAAUAAGCUGUAUGCAGUUUGAAAGCAUGUGGAAAGACUGUUUGCAGGAUUUGACCUGAGCAGACUCAUGAACUUUGAACAUUCACUGCCUUCUUUACAGAUUAGUUUUGUUGUUGUUGACCUUUCAGUGGCCUGUGGGCCGAUCCAGAGUUAACAUUUCCUUAAAUUGUAAUGCUAUUUGAUGUAGUUUUGGAGUGUAAGUGAAAUCACUUUAUAACACGAUUACAACAUUGUCAGCGCAACACUAAAAGUUAGCAUAGCAGGUUAACAGUGUUGAUUUUUUUUUUCCUUCUGCUGUUCGUACAGGCUGGAGUUACCGCCGACGCUGUUCACACCUCAGUUUUACAGUUUCUUCUUGAAGUUAUCAGGAAGAUGGCUUAAAUUAGUGGUUCUCAAAUUUUAUAGGUCAUGUCCCACUUCGCCCAUUUCACGGCCCAUGCGAAGCGCGGUCUGGGGGGGAGGGGUGUGUGUGUGUCCCCCUCAUUGCUGAAUCGGUGUUGGCGCCCCACCUGUCGCCCCACAGUUUGAGAAACACUGGCUUAAACUGACCCCCAGCUGUGUCCAAGACGAACUUCAAACCAGAAAGCCAGUACGACAGAAGUUUCAGAGUUGUAUUACUUUUUUUUUUUUUAAUUCCACUGCGCAGGCACUUGUACUAAAUUCAAGCUUCGGAUUCACUUGAGGUUUAAUCCACUGAACAUGAUUUGAUUUCCAUUUAUUUAGUAAGUGGAGAUGCUUCGAUCUGUUGUAAUGGAAGUGCAAAGACUGUAAAAUAGUGUUAUGUAUAUAAACAGGAAAAGUGUCCUUUAUUUGUAUGGAAUAUCCAGCAUGUUUGACUCUAAGGUAUAUGGAUUCUGCAGGGUAGAAUCCCGUACCUGACUUGAUGGUAUCAGCACUUGUGAUAAAUGAAUGAAUUACUGUGAGUUUUUAAAAGAACGUGACAGGUUUUCUAUAAGUUAUGCAAAGGUAUCAAAGAGAGAGAGAGAGAAAAAUCAGGUACUCUUUAUAAAUGCAUAUUAAUGCAACUUUCCAUUUCUAAUUUAUUUCUCCAGUUAUUGUAUCAGGUGGAUGUCUUGUCCAUUUUUAGCUCAGUAUUGAUUGAUAUGGAGGAACAUUUGCUAAAGUCUGUUAAAAUGCUUAGUUUGACAAGCAGUCAAUUAGUUUCAUAAGUUCAUUUCCUUCUUUCUCUUCCUCAUUUCUCUCUCCACUUAGGCUUAAUUUAUUUUAAAUUGAACUGGCAUACAGUUUUGGGAAAUUGACUGUCUCAUGCAGUCAACUUGAUGCAUAUUUUAGAGACGGAAAGUUUUCGUCUGCAUACAUCCAUGCUUUACUUGACCUGUCGGCUCUCCCGCAGAAAUCCCGAGCAUGUGCUGCCACGUGAUAAAAUCAUAGCUGUACAUAUUUUGCCAUCAGUUAGAUUAACAUGUAUCAUUUGAAAGACGUGCCUACUAAGUCAUCAUUCUACUUCACUCUUUCCUUAUUGCAGUUUCUUUGUGAAAUGGACUGCAGGGCUGAUGAUGCUUUAUCUUUUUUAAUGAUUCUCAACAGAAAUGUAAAUUUAAAAAGUGGACUAAAUAAAAAUCCAGCCUCA